Molecule: messenger RNA, 252 nt
Organism: Triticum turgidum subsp. durum (durum wheat)
Lineage: Eukaryota; Viridiplantae; Streptophyta; Magnoliopsida; Poales; Poaceae
Source: the annotation of a GenBank genome assembly
AUGGCGUCCCCUCCCCGCAUGGCCGCCGCGCCCGCCAUCCUCCUCCUCUUCCUGCUCCUACUCGUCGCCACAGAGAUGGGGACGACGAAGACGGCGGAGGCCCGGACGUGCGAGUCGCAGAGCCACAAGUUCAAGGGCGCCUGCUUCAGCGACACCAACUGCGCCAGCGUGUGCCGCACCGAGAACUUCCCCCGCGGCCAGUGCAACACGCACCACGUCGAGCGCAAGUGCUACUGCGAGCGGGACUGCUGA